GCUGCAGAAGAGAAAACCCCAAGAUGUGCUGGAUGCAUGCAGCGUGCCAAGAAAACUUUCAAAACUAAAAAACGAGUGUCCCUCAAAAUUGCAAGUGCUCAGUGGUCUGAUAAGUUCUCAUUGGAUACUGUAGGUAGCCAUGGAAACAUUUCAUGUGUGAACAACACCAAAGGACACAAAUUACAGGUUGGUGUCAAGAUAACCCUAGUAUCAUCAGGUCUAACCAAAAUUGUGACUUUUACACCAUUCUACCUGUUGAUCAACGCUUCGACCAUUCACCUGAGUGUCAGGGAGCACAACAUGAAUGAAUGGAUUCAUUUAUCCCCUGAUCAAUGUAAGAGCUUUUACCCCAAGUCUGUGGAGAAGGAUAUUAAAGUUGUUGCUAAAGUCAAAGAGAGCCUCAAUGAGACCGUGCCAUUCUUUGUCAACAAAAACCACACCACGUUGCUGAGACUGAAUGAUAAGUUUGGUGGUAUCAAUGCUGAAUGUCAAGUCACUGAAUCCACAACGAUCACCAUCUUGAAAACAUACAAACCAGGAAUGGCCACCGGCCUGUUGGUCAACUGCUUGUCUAAAACUACACUAACAGUCAAACAGCUUGGACCAUCAUCAGAAGUCCAUGUUCUAGAGCCCAACACGUCAGAGUUGUACACAUGGACUGACCCAACAGUCAAGAGGCAGGUGACCUGGACAUGUGGAAACAAAAAAAACAUCAGAAGUACCUUGGAUCGGGACAAGAUAGAAGGGUUUGUUAUGCAAAAUGGUGUCAAGUUCUAUUUUGUUUCCUUCUUGGAUGGCAUGCAAAGAGUGAUCAUGUUUACAGAAGAUGUAACAACAGCCACACUGGCUCUGGAGGCUGGCGAGCUGGAACAAGCAGACCAGGAGAUCAACAUCAAGAUCUGUGAAGUUGGCUUUUCUCUGGUCAACAAUGAGAAGCUGAUGGAAGUUGUCUACAUGGGCAUUACAAGCUCUGGAGUUAUCUGGGAACAGAAAAGGGCAAGUUUCAAGAUAAUAAAGGCUAGGGAAGCAGAGAAUGUGGAAAAGUUCUAUCAGAAGUUUAAGAAGGAUGAUGAUGUUACUAAAUCAACAACCUCUCUUGCUAAACUUGACAAUAAUGUAGAGGUUGAUUUUAAAAAUAUGCAAAUCUGUAAGCCCUACACUGCAAACAUCAGACGCAGUUUUGAAGACGGGAUCUGGAUACAAAUCCGCAAAUCACCACAUUCAAUGCAGUUUCAUGCCAAAAUCAACCGACUGCAGAUUAAAGUAGAAUAUAUUGCAACCAUCCUCUCUCCGAUGCCUCUCCCCAAGUCGGUCACUUUAAGCAAUGUGCCGGUGCCAUUUAUUGAACUGUGUUUGAUUACUAGAAUCCAUAGACACAGCAGUCUGCAGCAGAUCAAAUAUUUCAAGGUCCUCAUUCAGGAGAUCAAUAUCAAAAUAGAUCAGAGUUUUAUCAAUGGCAUUCUGACCAUGUUUGCUACUGAUGUCAACACACUCAGGGAGAGAGAGCUGACGCAGUUCAAGGAAGAUGUAGCGCUGACCACCAGGGAUUUAAAGGAAGAGGCUGGUAUCUCCAUGCAUUCCAUGAGGGUCAGCUUCUUUGACUAUUUCCACAUCUCCCCAAUUAAGAUCAACUUCAGCUUUUCCCUGCAAGGAGGCAAACUGAGUGAUCGAGUUCAUUCGAGUGUCAUGGGCAUCUUUCUGCAGAGUGUGGGAGUUGUGCUGACAGAUGUUCAUGAUGUAGUGUUCAAACUUGGAUAUUUUGAAAAGAACUAUUCAUUCUGUGACAACUCUAAACUGACCAAGGAAUUUAUCAUACACUACACUGGCCAGGCUGUGAAACAGAUGUAUGUUCUGGUGCUAGGACUUGAUGUGCUGGGCAACCCAUUUGGACUGUUACGUGGUUUAACUGAGGGGAUUGAGGACCUAUUCUACGAGCCUUACCAG
Molecule: messenger RNA, 1944 nt
Organism: Candidula unifasciata
Lineage: Eukaryota; Metazoa; Mollusca; Gastropoda; Stylommatophora; Geomitridae
Source: the annotation of a GenBank genome assembly